Rhinolophus ferrumequinum (greater horseshoe bat) is the source of this 3974-nucleotide messenger RNA. It is a transcript of the gene SGK1, whose product is annotated as serum/glucocorticoid regulated kinase 1. The transcript is spliced from 12 exons. Bases 1608 to 2945 code for a protein of 445 amino acids. Gene Ontology annotation, biological process: protein phosphorylation. The record is from RefSeq and is a predicted model, not a curated record. Gene Ontology annotation, molecular function: phosphatidylinositol binding; protein serine/threonine kinase activity; ATP binding. NCBI's taxonomy places the organism in Eukaryota, Metazoa, Chordata, Mammalia, Chiroptera, Rhinolophidae.
AUAGGGGGGUUAAGUGUCUCUGAUGGAAGAUUUCUGAAUUUAACGCUUUAAAAGCAAACAAGCAGAAAUCUUCGUGCAAGUUGGUGUUUCUGGGGGGCAGUCUUUGCAAAAUUUGCUCUCUCAAAAGGGGAAGGAAUGGUGUGGGAGCAUGACUGGGCUGGCUAGGCUAGUUGAAAUGGUACGCGGGGGCACUGGCAAUAACAAAUCAUUAUAUGAAGAAUCCACGCAAGAGGAAGCAGAAGUGGGUCAGUGACUAUGAUUUGGAGUUUCCUAAACCUUGCUUUAGGUUGGAGCAUCAAUUUCAGGCAAAAGUAAGCGCUUUUUUUACGAGUGGAUACUGAGCCAAAUUUCUCAGCCCAUCUCCAGGAGAAAUGAUGCAUGCCCUCUUCUCCCAUUGUGGGGCUGUGGUAACUGAGCAAACCAAGAAAAAUUGAGGCCACAAAUCAUAUUAGGGCAAGUGAGGUGGUUGUUCCUGCAAAACAAAUCCCUGUCCAGGACCAAAGAAAACCGCUUCAAUGCUAUUCUUGGUUUGACGGCUGGUAUUUCGGAGUCAGUAGGCAACUCUGAAACGGUAGGGCUCUUAGCAGUAAGGGGUCACGGCGGGGCACCACUGCCGACAGCACCAGGGAGUGCCAGGUACCGGGCCCUGCAAAUCUUAGUAACUUUCAGCCAUCUGCUAGCUCCUUGCCCAGUGGCGCUGCUUGCAGCUUCCCCCGCCAGCUCUGGCGCGACUUCUCGCGCCGGCGGUCAGAUUGCAGUUUCCAGGCAUGUCACAGCUACGGGGUUACGGGAAGGCACCGAGCCGCUACUCUGCUGAACUCCCUUCUUUACUCUGCUUUCUGGAGCCGAGGCUCCUUGCUAAUCUUUCAGGAGCUAAAGAGUCACAGUUGAUCUGGGACUUGAGAGAAAGAGCCAGGUGGUAAAACUGUAAGAAGACACGGACAGUCCUUGAAAUAAACCGAGGGAGAAGUAGGGAAGAAGAGGACAAACUAAGGGCAUUUUAAGACAAUGUAAUGUGACCUUGCGGAUAGCGGGAGAGUUUUCUGGUGGGAUAGCGGGAGAAAGAAUCGGCCGAGUGGACGAUGCCGCAAGACGCGGAUCGCGCGCCGCCCUCACCGCCGUGGGGUCACGCCAGGUCGGCCUCUUGCGCGGAGCCACUGCUCCCCUAAUUUGCCACUUCCUCACGUGUUCUUGUAUGGCGGGGAUUAAAAAUGCAAGGAAAAAAACUACAUGCGGAAAGGACAGAAUGUUCUCAGAGAUUAGGGGGGGAAAAAGUGCGAUGCAGAUUAUACUUUUUCCCCCUUUAGUGCAGAGACGAAUUUUAUUUCCGCCCCCUCCCCUACACAUUCCUGACCUCUCCCUCCCCCUUGUCUUUUUCUUUCCUUCCUCCUCUUCCAAGUUCUGGGAUUUUUCAGCCUUGCUUGGCUUUGGCCAAAAGCACAAAAAAGGCGUUUUCGGAAGCGGCUCGGCACUGCACAAGGGCCAUUUGUUUGUUUUGGGACUCGGGGCAGGAAAUCUUGCCCGGCCUGAGUCACGGCGGCUCCUUCAAGGAAACGUCAGUGUUCUCUUGUCGCCCUCGCCGGCUGCGAGCCCCGCCGUCGCUUUCCAUGGGGGAGAUGCAGGGCGCGCUAGCCAGGGCCCGGCUUGAGUCCCUGCUCCGGCCCCGCCACAAAAAGAGGGCCGAGGCGCAGAAAAGGAGCGAGUCCUUCCUGCUAACCGGACUGGCUUUCAUGAAGCAGAGGAGGAUGGGUCUGAACGACUUUAUUCAGAAGAUUGCCAAUAACUCCUAUGCAUGCAAACAUCCUGAAGUUCAGUCCAUUUUGAAAAUCUCCCAACCUCAGGAGCCUGAGCUUAUGAAUGCCAACCCUUCUCCUCCACCAAGUCCUUCUCAGCAAAUCAACCUUGGCCCAUCAUCUAAUCCUCAUGCUAAACCAUCUGACUUUCACUUCUUGAAAGUGAUUGGGAAAGGCAGUUUUGGAAAGGUUCUUCUAGCAAGACACAAAGCAGAAGAAGCAUUUUAUGCAGUCAAAGUUUUACAGAAGAAAGCCAUCCUGAAAAAGAAGGAGGAAAAGCAUAUUAUGUCAGAAAGGAAUGUUCUGCUGAAGAAUGUGAAACACCCUUUCCUGGUGGGCCUUCACUUCUCUUUCCAGACUGCUGACAAAUUGUACUUUGUCCUCGACUACAUUAACGGUGGAGAGUUGUUCUAUCAUCUCCAGAGGGAGCGUUGCUUCCUGGAACCACGGGCCCGUUUCUAUGCUGCUGAAAUAGCCAGUGCCUUGGGUUACCUUCACUCUCUAAACAUCGUCUAUAGAGACUUAAAACCAGAGAAUAUUCUGCUGGAUUCACAGGGACACAUCGUCCUUACUGACUUUGGGCUCUGCAAGGAGAACAUUGAACACAACGGCACGACAUCCACCUUCUGUGGCACACCAGAGUAUCUUGCACCUGAGGUGCUUCAUAAGCAGCCAUAUGACAGGACCGUGGACUGGUGGUGCCUGGGGGCCGUCUUAUAUGAGAUGCUGUAUGGCCUGCCUCCUUUUUACAGCCGAAACACAGCUGAGAUGUACGACAACAUUCUAAACAAGCCCCUCCAGUUGAAGCCAAAUAUUACAAAUUCUGCCAGACACCUCCUGGAGGGCCUCCUGCAGAAGGACCGGACAAAGAGGCUGGGUGCCAAGGAUGACUUUAUGGAGAUUAAGAAUCAUGUCUUCUUCUCCGUGAUUAACUGGGAUGAUCUUAUCAAUAAGAAGAUUACUCCCCCUUUUAACCCAAAUGUGAGCGGACCCAGCGACCUGAGGCACUUUGAUCCUGAGUUUACUGAAGAGCCAGUUCCCAACUCCAUUGGCAGGUCUCCGGAUAGCAUCCUUCUCACGGCCAGCGUCAAGGAAGCUGCCGAGGCCUUCCUAGGCUUUUCCUAUGCACCUCCUGUGGACUCUUUCCUCUGAACAGUCUUAGGGUUGGUUUCCAAGGAAUCUCUGUGUGUUUUUAAAUGAUUCAGUUAGCCUUUUGGCAGAGCUGCCAGCCGACAGGACAUCUUCAAAGAGAAUUUGCACACCUCUGGGAGCUUGCACCUCUUGGCAAUCGUAUUGCACACUGUUUGCUGGAAGCUUUUCAAAGAGCACAUCCUCUUCUUAACGAGCUCAUGAGGUUUUCGUUUUUAUUCUUCCUUCCAACGUGGUGCUAUCUCUGAAAUGCACAUCAGAGUGCCGCCUUAGACAGAUGCAGUAGUCUGAUUAGACGGAGGUUGCUUUUCUAAAAAGGAACGCCUCCUGAAGGUCUGUCUGGGCCGUGAUCACGAAUCUUAUGAAAUGUGCCUUUUCUGAUGAGAUCGUGUUAGCUCCAAAGCUUUUCCUAUUGCAGUGUUUCAGUUCUUUGUUUUUCCUUGUGGAUUUACUGCGAACAGUGGUAUGAGUGUGGUAUGCUUGAUCACAGAUAGAUUUAGUUAUAAGCAUCAAUGUGACACUUGCAGGACACUACAAUGUGGGACAUUGUUUGUUUCUUCCAUAUUUGGAAGAUAAAUUUAUGUGUAGACUGUUUUUUGUAAGAUAUAGUUAAUAACUAAAAUUUAUUGAAAUGGUCUUGCAAUGACUUGUAUCCAGAUGCUUAAAGAAAGCAUUGCUGCUACAAAUAUUUCUAUUUUUAGAAAGGGUUUUUAUGGACCAAUGCCCCAGUUGUCAGUCAAGCCUGAUGUUUUCAUUGUUUAAAAUGUCACCUGUAAAAUGGGCAUUAUUUAUGUGUGUUUUUUUUUUGCAUUCCUGAUAAUUGUAUGUAUUGUAUAAAGAAAGUCUGUACAUUGGGUUAUAACACUAGUAUAUUUAAACUUACAGGCUUAUUUGUAAUGUAAACCACCAUUUUAAUGUACUGUAAUUAACAUGGUUAUAAUAUGUACAAUUGCUACCCUUCCCCACCACACAACUUUUUUUUGUGUGUGAUAAACCAAUUUUGGUUUGCAAUAAAACCUUGAAAAAUAUUUA